AUGAUAUCGAUUGAGAUAUAUCACGAGGGUUUGUUGGCGUCGGUGCUGGAAAUUCUUUUCUUUCACUCUGCUGCUGCAGCAGCAGCAGAUGAGCAGCUUCCUGACCUCGUUGAAUACUGCAGCAGAAAGCUGCAGAGCAUGCUGCUACGGAGCUCUCGGAGUAAUACCGCAGCAGCAGCAACGGAAUCAGCUGCCGCAGGAGCUUCUGCUGCUGCUGCCGUUGCUGCUGCUGCUGCUGAUGUGCUGCAGCAGCAGCAAGAGGAGGAAGCAGCAUUUGCUGCUGAGAUGUGCGCGCUGUCUCUGUUGCGUUUUAUUUGUGAAGAGCGAAGACACCUGCAAAUGACAAUCACCACUUUGCUGCUAGACCAGUGCGGUAAGCCCUGCAGCAGCAGCAGCAGCAGCAGGUGCAGCAGGUGCAGCAGCAGCAGCAGCAGCAGCAGCAGGUGCACCAGCAGCAGUUGCAGGAGCAGCAGUAGUAUCUGCACCAGCAGCUGCAGCAGCAGCAACAGCAGCAACAGUAGCAUCUACAGCAGCAGUAACAGCAGUAGCAGCAGCGACAGCAGCAGCAGCAGCAGCAACAGCAGCUGCAACAGCAGCAGCAGGGUUAUUGCUUGUUUGGCUGACGAUAUACAGCCUCCUCAUGGAUCCAGACUGCAGGCAGAGGUGAGCUUCAACACUGCUCGCAGCAGCAGCAGCAGCAACCGUAGCAACGACGACAGCAGCAGCAGCAGCAGUGAGAGCAGCAGCAGCAGCAAUGACGGCAUCAGCAGCAGUGGAAGCAGCACCAGCAGCUGCCGCAACAGCAGCAGCAACAGCAGCAGCAGCAGCAGCAGAUGUGCAGCGUGGUGGUUGGUCUCCGCUCAGCAACAGCAGCAACAACAGAAACAGCAGCAGCAACAACAGCAGCAGCAGCAGAUUGUUUGGUGCGUGCAGCUGCGGAAGCAUUUAAAUGAAUUAAUGUACGAUCAGCUGCCGCCUUUGAAGGAUCUCCAUCGCUACUUAGAGCAACCGGAAUUGCGGGCGACGCUGCUGGAGCAGCACAGCGGCGAAUGGGAGGCAUUAGCUGCUGCAGCGCGGCAUCGCUUCUGCAGCAGCAGCAGCAGCAGCAGCAGCUGGGCAAAGGAGCAGCAGCAGGCGCUGCAAGGCGUAGCAGCAGCAAUGACAGCAAAAUUUGAUCUCUUGGCUGCCACGUGCAGGCGAUGCGGACACAAGGUGCUGCAGCACAGCUAG
Molecule: messenger RNA, 1230 nt
Organism: Eimeria acervulina
Lineage: Eukaryota; Apicomplexa; Conoidasida; Eucoccidiorida; Eimeriidae
Product: zinc finger MYND domain-containing protein, putative
Exons: 6
Coding region: 1-1230 (409 amino acids)
Cellular component (GO): cytoplasm
Source: RefSeq, a predicted model, not a curated record